AUGUCAGAUGCCUUCAAGCACGCUCAAGAGAGGAGGUGCGAAAGUUGGCUCACAGACGAAGAUCUCUGUGACGCCAUGGCAGUAGUAGGCCCUGAAGGGCACCGUGUGCCAUUCCUUCGGACGCCGUUGGCCAGCCUCUCCCAGCCACUGAAGGCUGCAUUGUAUGGUGAAUUUCAGGAAGGCCAGACUCGUGAACUGAUCUUGCCACAUGUCUCCGUUGAUGCCUUCGACGUCAUGAUCAGAAGUGCCUAUCACAUGGAGCCCAAGCUGACUCCUCACAGGGCCCUACAUGCACUUGCAGCUGCGAAAUUGUACAUGAUCGAUGGCUUGGAGAAGUAUUGCUAUCACUAUCUUUUACAUAUCACAGAUGUCGACGGAAUCACAAGUUUGAUACUACUGUCCGAAUCUUUGAAAUCCUCCUUGGCUCUGCCGGCAGAAUUGCAGCGCACGUUUUGCAAGAAGGUUUUAGCUCACUGUCAACAGGUUGUGGAGUCGCCUUUCUUUCUUGAAACGCACGGUUCUAUCAUUGCCACUUUGAUCAAGUCAGACAAUUUCGAUGUCAGUGAAGAUCAACUUUGGGACCGGUUGAUGAAAUGGUCUGCGGCAGCUGUCCGGAAACCAGGGCUGCUUGGGCCGUUUGCAGAUGCGACAUCAUGUCCCCCACUGAAGCGUGCCAAGUCCAGCACUGGGGAGUCCAAUAGCAUGAAUCCACACCAAGUGACAUGCCAAGAGGAAGUGCUCCGUUUGAUGUUGCCGCACAUCCGCUUUACACAAAUGUCCCAAGAGUUCUUCAUUGACAAAGCCAGAAAGUAUCUGGACCGUGAAAAAAGUGAGGCUGUCAUGGAUUUUUUCGUGUUGCGUCGCAACCCGGAGGGGUUGGUUCUCAAACCAAGGUUUGCUUUGUUGUCUUUGCAGAACGGUGGAGCGUCGAGGCUUGUGACCAGCUCGUUGGAGACAAGAUUUACAGGUACACAAAAUCGCACAGUUCACUUGGGAGAGCUUGCACAGGUCACCCGGGUGAGAGUGUCGAUCUCAAACAUUGUCGGCAAAGCAGUGACAUGGUCUGUGUCUUUGGCAGGCAGGAGGUCGGAAGAAGUGGUUGUUGAGAAAGAUGCGAACAUUGAUUUUAGCCUUAGCAGACUCGAUAUUCGAUUUGAAAAUGCGUGCAAGGAAUUGGUGGUUGAGUUUGAUGCAGUCUCUGUCACCGUGCGCUAUAUCAUGGUCGAAGGCAGAAAAAUGACUCCAGAGCUAGAACUUGCCGAUCAGGUAGUAGACCAAUUGUGCAAAGAUUUUUUUCCAGCCCCAGAACGCGACGUCCAUGACACAAGUCAGUGA
This is a messenger RNA of Cladocopium goreaui, 1335 nucleotides long. NCBI's taxonomy places the organism in Eukaryota, Dinophyceae, Suessiales, Symbiodiniaceae. The record is from the annotation of a GenBank genome assembly.